AUGCCGGUGAAGGAAAAGGAUGAAGUUCUUAUGGAGGACAUUAAAGAGGAUCUUCACAGCAUGAGGGUGAUGGUCGUUGAGGCAAACGAUGUCUCUGAGCUUGACAGGUGUAACUUUGCAAGCCUUUUUGGGAUGUACAGGAAUCCACAACAGCAGGUGGUGUUUAUAAGAACCAUAUACAGGCAAAUAAUACGGGAGGUUCUUAAGUUCUUCUCUGCCAGGCACGUCACGAAGGCAAUGGCCAAUGUCUGUAUCCUUGGCGAGGUAUUUCGGAGCCAGAGAGGCUUUAUCGACAUAGAGAUGAGUCUAGAGGACGUGGAGUGCAUCAACCAGCAUGUAUACGGCUUGGGGAAGAGAUACAGCGCUGGGGUUGUUUGGGAGGGUAUAUGCGCAUGGAAUUGGAUGAAGAGAAAGAAGGCUGUUCGAGUAUGUGUAAUGCCAUUUCCGGACGAUGAGCAGAGUUUAAUGCUUAUUGAAGAAGAGCUGGAGGCCAUAUCAAGGACCCUUGAGAACUGGGAGGGUUCUAGAAGUGGGAGCUGUAUAGAUUAA
Molecule: messenger RNA, 549 nt
Organism: Encephalitozoon cuniculi GB-M1
Lineage: Eukaryota; Fungi; Microsporidia; Unikaryonidae
Exons: 1
Coding region: 1-549 (182 amino acids)
Source: RefSeq, marked provisional